AUGGAUACAGAGAAUGCAAGUUCGCGACACAAAUUAAACGAAGAGUGGACGCUUUGGUACGACUACCAGGAAAAAAAGUACACAUACAGCUCAAACUGGAGCGAAAACCUUCAGAAAUUAGGCGCUGUUUCUGACGUGGAGACCUUUUGGGGCAUUAUGAAGGAGAUUGGGGAUGUUACCAUGCUUCCCAUAAGCUCCAAUCUGCACUUCUUCCGCACGGGGAUAGAGCCGAUGUGGGAAGACAAGAAAAAUGCGCACGGGGGAAAGUGGGUGCUUGAAAUCCCGGGAGGCUCCCCUGUGCAGGACGUGUGGACAAACACGCUUCUUUUCUGCAUAUCCGAAACCGUGAUGACCCGUCCCUCUUCCGGGGCCAGCACGGACUUUAUAAUAUCAGAUGCGACGAUAGACAGAAGCCUGGCCGGGGUAAUAUGCGGUGCUGUUUUCUCCCCCCGAAAGAACUAUACGAGGAUAAGCAUUUGGACCAGCCUGAAGGACCGGCGCGUCACGAGGAUAGGGGAGCAGUGGAAGUCUUUUGCCGGAAUAGAAGACUCGUACAAGCUCAACUUUAAAGCCCACGAGAGCGCAAUUAAAGGGUCCAGAGACCCUUCAACAGAUGUUUAUUCGUUAUAG
Nematocida major is the source of this 630-nucleotide messenger RNA. RefSeq names its product translation initiation factor 4E. Gene Ontology annotation, molecular function: RNA 7-methylguanosine cap binding; translation initiation factor activity. The transcript has a single exon. The coding region runs from base 1 to 630 and encodes 209 amino acids. Lineage: Eukaryota; Fungi; Microsporidia. Gene Ontology annotation, biological process: translational initiation. The record is from RefSeq and is a predicted model, not a curated record. Gene Ontology annotation, cellular component: eukaryotic translation initiation factor 4F complex.